UGUUGGUUCUGUAAGUUGCAAGAGUAACGAAAGCCCAACAAACUCCAUACUUGUUCCUUUCUGUUUCGGACUUAACGCGAAAAGUUUCUUUUUCCCAACUAAACAACAUUCAAACCAAAAAGCAGAGCUCUCAGACAUCAGGUUGAAUGUACAACAUGAUGGAAACCGAUCUCAAACCUCCCGCCCCACAACAAACUUCGGGGGGAACAGGCAACUCGAACACGGCGGGAAACAACGCGAAAAACAGCCCGGACAGGGUGAAGAGACCCAUGAACGCGUUUAUGGUGUGGUCGAGAGGGCAGCGGCGGAAAAUGGCCCAAGAAAACCCCAAGAUGCACAACUCGGAGAUCAGCAAGAGGCUCGGGGCCGAGUGGAAACUUUUAUCCGAGGCCGAGAAGAGGCCGUUCAUCGACGAAGCCAAGCGGCUGCGAGCCUUGCACAUGAAGGAGCACCCGGAUUAUAAAUACCGGCCCCGGAGGAAAACCAAGACCCUGAUGAAAAAGGACAAGUACACCCUACCAGGCGGCCUGCUGGCUCCCGGCGCCAAUGCCAUGAACGCGGGAGUCGGGGUCGGCGUCGGGGCCGCGGUCAACCAGCGAAUGGACGGUUACGCUCACAUGAACGGCUGGACGAACGGGGGCUACAGCAUGAUGCAGGAGCAGCUCGGCUACUCCCAGCACCAGGGCCUGAAUGCUCACAACGUGGCCCAGAUGCAGCAGAUGCACCGCUACGAUAUGAGCGCUCUGCAGUACAACUCAAUGACCAGCGCUCAGACCUACAUGAAUGGCUCACCCACCUACAGCAUGUCCCCAGCCUACACACAGCAAAGCACAGGUAUGGCUCUGGGAUCAAUGGGGUCGGUGGUUAAAUCAGAGUCGAGCACAAGCCCCCCAGUCACUACUCACUCUCGGGGUCCGCCGUGUCAGGGGGACCUACGGGACAUGAUUAGCAUGUACCUGCCCGGAGCCGAGGUGCCCGAACCCACCGCUCAGAGUAGACUGCAUAUGCCCCAACAUUACCAGAGCGCACCUGUCCCAGGGACGGGCAUAAACGGCACACUUCCUCUAACACAUAUGUAAAACUGUAAACAAACAAAACUCAAAGAUCGGACUUCUUUGGACUAUUUUUGUACAGAAUAAUACUUGCAGAAAGAACUUGUAUAGAACUUGGAGAAGGGGGAGGGGGAUCUUAAUACUUUAAAACAACUAUAGUCCUAUGAUUCCUUGGUAGAAACUUUGCGAAAAGUUUGCAAAAGUCUUUGCCGGUAAUAUUUUAGAGCUAGUCUCAGAUAAGGAAAAAGAAGUUUUAUUAUACAUGCAACUUUUUUGUACAGUAUUUAUCAAGAGAAACGGCAAUCAAAAUGUCCAGAGUUUGUAAACUGAGAAAUUGCCAAUUUUUAUAACAGUUCGCAGGUGUAAGCUACUGUGCAUUUGCUCUUGUUAACACAAUGCAGCGGAAGGGAAAGGAAUAACUGGAAAUGGACAUUUUAAUUGAUCUGGUAUUAUUCGAAAGUGAAAUGAUUGAGUCUCCGAUUUUACGAACUGUUGUGUGGAGUUUUCACGAAAACGGGCGGAAUUUUAGAUUGUACUAAUUUUUUUUAUUCAUUGUUAAAAAGCAGCAAAAAAAAGGCCUGCAGGUCGAAAUCCUUGUUGAUUAAUUUAUAGUCAGUUUGUUUUUCAUAUUUUCAUCUUGUUCCGAAACUGAAAACAUGAAGUUACUGUGUUUGAAUUAUUUUCUUAUGGUUUGUAAUAUUUCUGUAAAUUUAUUGUGACAAUAUUUUAAGUUUUCUCAUUUUCCGUAGUGUAUUGUGCAACUCGGCUCUGUAUUAUUUGACUCAGUCUG
Molecule: messenger RNA, 1842 nt
Organism: Hypanus sabinus (Atlantic stingray)
Lineage: Eukaryota; Metazoa; Chordata; Chondrichthyes; Myliobatiformes; Dasyatidae
Gene: sox2
Product: SRY-box transcription factor 2
Exons: 1
Coding region: 147-1079 (310 amino acids)
Biological process (GO): cell differentiation; anatomical structure morphogenesis; regulation of DNA-templated transcription
Molecular function (GO): RNA polymerase II cis-regulatory region sequence-specific DNA binding; DNA-binding transcription factor activity, RNA polymerase II-specific
Source: RefSeq, a predicted model, not a curated record